This is a messenger RNA of Exophiala mesophila, 1773 nucleotides long. Its product is annotated as protoheme IX farnesyltransferase. The coding region runs from base 1 to 1773 and encodes 590 amino acids. The record is from RefSeq and is a predicted model, not a curated record. Gene Ontology annotation, biological process: heme biosynthetic process. NCBI's taxonomy places the organism in Eukaryota, Fungi, Ascomycota, Eurotiomycetes, Chaetothyriales, Herpotrichiellaceae. The transcript has a single exon. Gene Ontology annotation, cellular component: mitochondrion; membrane. Gene Ontology annotation, molecular function: protoheme IX farnesyltransferase activity.
AUGGCUGCUCCGGCAGGCCCUCGUCUCCUACUACCCUGCUUCGCCUGCUGUCCCGCUACUUCGCCGUCCAUCAAUGCAUUGUCUUUGGUUCGCAGACUAGGCAGCUCUCCCCAUAGAUGGGCGAGGACUCUUCAUGAACGAGCACAUCAACCUGCUCGCUCCGCCAGGGAUCCGAGUAAAGCACUAUUUCAUUCUCGGGCUUUCAUUCCCGACUAUUUCUCCGCCAACAGCUCGAUAGAACGAGGAUGGAUCACCAAUGGCUUGUUGGCUUCCAUGCGCACCGUCUCCGAGUCUCCCGCUCGCUCCUCCCAAGCCUCGCACACUCUAAACAGUGUUCAAAGAUCUGCCGAAAACGACCCCCACCACAGCCUCAGAAGAAGCCACACCCUCGAUCGAACCCCCCCUCCUCCUCCACCUCCUCCGACUUUGGUUCAAGAUGAUUCCCAGGGUCAACUGUCAUCUCAGGGUGCUUCAGUAGCAGAUAUAGACGAGGCCGCAGAGAAUCUGCUCCCGCACCGAAGGCGUCAGAGGCGGAAGUCCCAGCAACAGACAAGCUCCUCUGAUGGGUCAGACAAGCCCUCCACGCCCUCCGACUCACUCCCCCUAGACGCUUCGUCGCAGUUGACCUCGGCCGCAGCAGCUUUACCCGCCUCGGCCAGCUUCCGCCGACGAGCUACAACCUAUCUGUCCCUAUCAAAACCUCGCCUGUCCUUCCUCAUCCUCCUGACAACGACCUCCGCAUACUCGCUCUAUCCCAUUCCUGAUAUUCUCUCAGCCACCACUUCAGCCGUAGAGUCUUCCUUUUCCACAUCUACCAUGACCUUGGUUUUUCUCACCUCGGGCACUUUUCUGUCAUGUGCUUGUGCAAACACUCUGAACAUGCUAUUUGAGCCAAAGUAUGAUGCCCUCAUGACGCGAACCCGCAACCGGCCCCUGGUACGAAAUCUCAUCUCUCCUCGAGGUGCAGCCUUGUUUGCCCUGCUGUGUGGGACUUCUGGCUUACUGUUGCUCGGCUUUGGGACCAACCCUACCGUAGCUGGUCUGUCCGCUCUCAAUAUUUUUCUCUAUGCCGGAGUCUACACCCCAAUGAAACGCAUUUCUCCAGCCAACACCUGGGUUGGCGCAAUCGUGGGUGGAAUUCCUCCGCUAAUGGGCUGGUGUGCCGCCGCUGGCCAAACUGCCACUUCCGAACACCAUUCCUGGCAGGAUCUGCUCUUGUCCGAGGACGCCGCCGGUGGUUGGGCCCUCGCUGCUCUGUUGUUUGCAUGGCAGUUCCCCCACUUCAUGUCCUUGUCUCAUACCAUCAAAGAUGACUACCGCAAUGCUGGCCACAAGAUGUUAGCGUGGACCAAUCCGGCCAGAAACGCUCGAGUGGCGCUUCGCUAUUCUGUUGCAAUGUUUCCCAUCUGCGGCUUUCUCUACUGGUCGGGCUACGUCAACCCUGGAUUUCUCGCCAUCAGUACGGUCUUCAAUGUCUGGAUGACUAGAGAGGCCGUGCGGUUCUGGAGAAAACAAGGUGCCGGAGGCAGCGCGCGAGGUCUGUUCUGGGCCAGUGUCUGGCAGCUCCCUCUCGUGCUCAUUGGGGCUUUGGUGUGCAAGAGAGGAAUCUGGGAUGGCUUUUUCGGUGCAAAGGACGUACACAGUAUUUACGAUGAGGAUCAGGAUAUCGAGGAUGGCCCGUCACUGGGAAUGCAUUCAACCCAUGCUGAGCAGCGUCAACAGCCACCUGGUGAAAUCAAUAUGGCGAUGAUGGGGUUUAAAAGACCGACGUGA